Molecule: messenger RNA, 2266 nt
Organism: Python bivittatus (Burmese python)
Lineage: Eukaryota; Metazoa; Chordata; Lepidosauria; Squamata; Pythonidae
Gene: CLINT1
Product: clathrin interactor 1
Biological process (GO): endocytosis
Cellular component (GO): endosome; clathrin vesicle coat; plasma membrane
Molecular function (GO): clathrin binding; phospholipid binding
Source: RefSeq, a predicted model, not a curated record
CGGUUUCCGGAGGCAGAACCGAGUUUGUCUCUCUGUGCCGUUGGCGAAGCUGGGGAGGUGGCGAGGCUAGACGGGCCUGGCCUGGCGGUGCCGUGGCUGAAGAGCGGCUAGCUGGGCUCCGAGGGGAAGGAGAAGUCUGGGGGAUUAAGAGGGGCCUAGACCGGGAGAGGGUCUCUCGGCGGCGCCACCGCCACGAUGCUCAAUAUGUGGAAAGUCCGGGAGCUGGUGGACAAGGCCACCAAUGUGGUUAUGAAUUAUUCUGAAAUUGAGUCUAAGGUUCGAGAAGCAACCAAUGAUGAUCCAUGGGGACCUUCAGGGCAACUCAUGGGGGAGAUUGCCAAGGCCACUUUCAUGUACGAGCAGUUUCCAGAACUUAUGAACAUGCUUUGGACACGGAUGUUAAAAGACAAUAAAAAGAACUGGAGGAGAGUUUAUAAAUCUCUGCUGCUGCUAUCUUACCUCAUAAGGAAUGGAUCAGAGCGUGUUGUUACAAGUGCCAGAGAACACAUUUAUGAUUUGCGAUCCCUGGAAAAUUACCACUUUGUAGAUGAGAAUGGUAAAGACCAAGGUAUAAAUAUACGCCAAAAAGUGAAAGAAAUGGUAGAAUUUGCCCAGGAUGAUGACAGACUCCGUGAAGAAAGGAAAAAGGCAAAGAAAAACAAAGAUAAAUAUGUUGGGGUUUCUUCAGACAGUGUUGGAGGAUUCAGAUACAGUGAAAGAUAUGAUGCUGAGCCCAAGUCAAAAUGGGAUGAGGAAUGGGAUAAAAACAAAGGUGGAUUUCCCUUCAGUGAUAAGCUAGGCGAACUGAGUGAUAAAAUUGGGAGCACUAUUGAUGACACCAUCAGCAAGUUCCGAAGGAAAGACAGGGAGGAUUCUCCAGAAAGAUGCAGUGAUAGUGAUGAAGAAAAGAAAUCUAGAAGAGGUAAAUCACCAAAAAGUGAAUUCAAAGAUGAGGAGGAAACAGUGACUACAAAACAUAUCCACAUUACACAAGCCACAGAGACCACCACAACCACCAGGCACAAACGCACAGCAAAUCCUUCCAAAACCAUUGACUUGGGAGCAGCUGCCCAUUACACAGGAGACAAAGGAAGUCCAGACCAGAAUGCUGCAGCUUACACUCCACAGUCUACAGCCAAGGUUCCUGGUAGCAAGUCAUCCAGUGACCUCGUUGAUCUUUUGUUCGAUGGUACAGACCAAUCUGUUUCAACAGGUGGCUCCACUGACCUCUUUGGAGGCUUUGCUGACUUCAGCUCUCCUGCAGCUGCUGCUGCUGCCUCUGCAAGCUGUCCCUCAUCGCAAGGUACAGUUACAAGUGGGAAUGGAGAAUUUGGUGACUGGAGUGCCUUCAACCAAGCUGCUCCAUGUCCAGCUGCUCCAGCUGGAGAGCUCUUCAGUAGCUCUGCUCAGCCAGCUGUUGAGCUCUUUGCCAGCUCUGCUCAGCAGAGUCUUGGCCAGUCUCCAGCUGCUUCAAAUUCUGCUGACCUCUUUGAUUUGAUGGGUACCUCCCAAGCCACUAUGACCUCUUCUCAAAGCAUGAAUUUCUCUAUGAUGGGUUCUAACACAGUCAGCAUUAAUCUACCCAUGUCAAGGUCACAGCCUUUGCAAAGUGUUAAUCCAAUGAUACAGAAGCCUAAUCCACUGUAUAAUCUGGGCACAGAGAUGGUCCCCAAAAAUGUAAGCAAAACUCUGCCUUCCACUUGGUCUGAUCCCAGUGUAAAUAUCAGUUUGGACAAUUUAGUUCCUGGUAUGCAGCCUUCAAAACCCCAGCAACCAUCACUGAACACAAUGAUUCAGCAACAGAAUAUGCAACAACCUAUGAAUGUGAUGACUCAGAAUUUUGCAACUUUGGGCCUCAACUCACCACCCAGCAUGAUGCCUCUUCGACCUCCAGCAAAUCCAUUAAUGGGAAGCCCUGUUCCUGUGGGGAUGGGAAUGCCUCCUCCAAUGACUAGCACAAUGGGGAUGGCUUCCAUGGGAGGCCCUAACCCUAUGAUGAACCAGGGCAUGAUGGGAAUUAAUGUGAACAUGGCAAUGCCAGCAGCUGGAAUGGGUUUGUCAGGUACAAUGGGCAUGGGAGUUCCUAAUAUAGCUGUGGCAUCCUCCAUGACUUCUGGAACUGUGCAACCUAAGCAAGAUGCCUUUGCCAAUUUUGCCAAUUUUAGCAAAUAAAGAUUAUAAACCAAUCAGAUCGAAUGAAGGAUUUUAGCUGCACAAAUAAAGCUGGGAUAAGGGUGGAAAAUGCUGAUCAAAUGCUUUUUUUUUU